CAUCAUUCUCCUAUGUUCUCUCUUCCCAAUAUUUUUUCCUUCAUUUGUUUCAAAACUAAACCAAAAACAAGUUUCGUUUUAUCUUUGUGUUUUGGAUUUUGCAUGCAUACCAAAUUUUAUCAAAACAAGAGAUGUUUGUUAACAAAGUUUUAUUCUUCUGGUCUUGAAACCAAAGCUUACAACAAUAAACAACUCACUCAGUGCCUUAUAGGUCUGAUCUUUGCCUGCAGGAAGAUUUACAAUUCAGUUUCAAUUUCUGAGGACAAAAGUGUCAAUGGCUUCAUCUUUGGAAGAGCUUCUUGCAGAGGAAGGUUUCAAAGGAAGAAGAAGUGUACAAAGGUCAAGAUCUUCUUUCCACCAUGGUGCUUCAAGUGAUCCACUUCACUCCUUAGAAGACAGACUUUGUGUAUCAUCAAGUGAAAGAAUCAAAACAAAUAAAUCUAAUAAGUCUAAAACAGCCUCAAGAUAUCAGAUUAACAAUACAACCAAUAACAACGUGAGAUCAAAGGCUAACAUUUUCAUAGGAAACAAGAUAAAUCAUGAAUUGUCGAAGAAUGACGAAACUGAGAAGAACAAGUCUUAUAAUAAUUCAUCAGAGUACAUGUCAAUGCCAAGGUAUGAAGAUAUUGAUAGUGAUGUUGAAAAUGUUACAAGAGGCAAAGACAAGUAUUUCAAUGAAGUUGUGGAGAAGCCAAUCAAGGAUUCAUAUAUGCUUAAAAACUUGAGUGAAAAUAGAAAGAAUAUAAAACACAAGGAAAAAUCAGACACUAUAUCUAAUAGUAAUACUAACAGCAAAAAAAACCAUGAUGCUAUUAUGCAGUUGCAACAAGAUGCUUCUUCAAGUCUUGCUCUUGAUGAAGUUGCUGUUAAAGCACUAGUUUCCAUUUUGAAUAGAUACAUAGAAAGUUUUCUAAAGGACGAAGAUUUUCGGGCUGCCAUGCGCCACGAUUGUUUCUCCUCCUUGAAUUUCAUUCAAUUGGAGGAAGAAAAUAGUUCUGAGACCAAAGUGAUUACAAGUCUUGAACAAGCAAUUGAGUGCAUAGAACAAAAAGCUGAUUCUGAGGAACCUGUAUCUGCGAAAAAUCUGAAAAGAGCAACAAUGCAGCUUAGCAUUAUAACUGGUUUGAGUUUGAAUGAUCUUAAGUACGAUUUUACGUGCGGGAUACCUAAUUUCAAGUUGUCGGCUUGCGCUCAUCUUUACCUCAGUGUUGUAUAUUUGAUGCAAAAGAAAAAGAAAGUUUCGGCGAAGCAUCUGUUGCAAGUCUUCUGCGAUUCGCCUUUUCAGGCGCGGACGAUAUUGUUGCCUGAACUUUGGGAGCAUUUAUUUUAUCCACAACUUUGUCAUUUGAAGGAAUGGUAUAACAACAAGGAAGCUGAAAUUGUUGAUACAAGAAAGCUAAAAUUUCUUCAAAAAGUGUAUAAUGAACAUUUGGAUUCAGGAACUCAAAUCUUUGCUGUAUAUUACAAAGAUUGGCUUAUUGAAGGAGUUGAAACUCCAACUAUUCCUUCUAUUGGAUUUCCAUCAUUUUCUGUUACUAGUCCUUCUUCAGAAUCUUCUGAAACAUUUUCACCACAGGCAAUGGUAAGCAAGAAACUAUAUGAUUCUUUCUUUGGUAAAUAUAGUAAACCUGAAAUCUAUGAAGUUGAUGAUGAUGAUGAUGGUGAUAAGGAUGAAGGUAGCUUUGAAAAUUGCGAGAGAGGAUCUUAUGGUUCGACCUUCGUUAAAAAGACGUUAAUAUAUGAAUCCGAAACUGUUAAAUUUAGUGAUCAAAGUACUGAAGAUUUCACUCCAAGUGUAUCAGUUCAUGCAUUCUAUCCUCAGAAAGGAACAUCUAGGAUAGCUGCAGAAGAAUGGAAAGAGAGGAAUUCCAUAAAUGCCCCUCGAAAGUAUUUCUCCUUAGAAGCUAAUUUAAACAGUCACAUAGGCGAUGCUCUACCACAUGAAAAAGCAAAUGAAAUUUCUCUCAGAAAGCCAAAUAAGAUAAGCUCUAUUCUUGAAGGAUCAUAUUUUCCAAGCAUACCACAGGAAUUCAUUUGUCCUCUCACUAAAAAUAUCUUUGAAGAACCAGUCACACUAGAGUCUGGUCAAACUUAUGAAAGAAAAUCCAUCAAGGCAUGGUUUGAAAAGGGAAACAAAACAUGUCCAGUAACAGAAAACACUUUAGAAUGUGUAGUCAUUCCAUGUACCAACCUUCUUUUGAAGCGUUUGAUCGAUAACUGGAAGUCAGAAGAUUUCAACCGCCUUCUUGAUUUCGCCUCACAAACAGUGGAAUAUUCAAAGGAACUUAAGUUGAAAAAGAGAGAUGAGGCUGCGGUGUUCAUGUUACAAGGUCUUUUCUCAUCCUUGAAAGAUGGUGACAAAUCAACUUAUGCUAAGCAUCUCAUCUCUUUAGGAGUUCUUUCAUUUCUCUUUAGGAGAUUUGAAUUUGGAAAUCUGGAAGAAAAAUCACAUGUGCUGGAGCUCUUGUUAAAUUGUAUUGAAGAAGACUCUAGUUGCAUAUAUAAGAUAGCAAGAAGUGUCAAUAGAAAAUGUUUUCUUGAGCUUCUUCACAGCAAGGAGGUUACCCCAACAACAAAUGCAAUACUAUUACUUACUGAACUUUUGUCAAUUAAGAGGAGAAAGGAUUUUAGUUCUUUCAUAAGUGGCUUGAUGGGUGAAAAUGUAUUUAGUACAAUGCAUAUUCUGCUCAUGUAUCUCAAGAAUUCUUCUCCAAUUGAAAAGCCUCUCAUUGCUGUCCUCUUAUUACACUUUGAUCUACUGGUUGAGCAGCCUCAAAAGUUUAGAAUAUAUAGAGAAAUGGCUGUGAAUGCCAUUGCAGAGGCACUUGAUGGCAGCUUAAAUGACGAAAAGAUCCGAAAGAAGUGUUGCAGAGCUCUUUUAAUCUUGUGUGGCCAUUUUUCUUCCACUGGAAUGAUAACAACAAGGACUAGCAUCUUAAAGCAAGCAGGUUAUAAUAAUGGUAGCUCAGAAUUGAAAUAUCCUGGCCAUGAUGAUGAUGAGGAUCAACAGUUAGAUAUAACCAUUUCACUGGAAGAUGAAGAAGAAAGAGAUGAAGAGUUCCUAAUGAAGUUGUUAGAAUCAUUGAUUGGGGAUGGAGAAAGUCCAUUUUUGAAGACCAUAUCUAGAUGUUUAGAUUGUAGACAUGUAGAUUUGGUGAGGGCUUGUCUAAUAACUGUAACAUGGUUGAGUUCAUCACUUUCUAAACUAUUUCAUGCUGGAUUGCACCUUCCUGCCUUCUUAGCCAUCAUCUCUCAGCUGAAAGGAAUUCUGCAAAAUGGAGAACUUGAGCUCAAGACUCUUGCUUCUAUGUCCUUGCUUAACUUCAGUAAAAUAUCAGAAUACAGAACACUUUUGAAGAUUAUGGCAGAAGAUAUUGCUCCCCUUCUUCAUGGACUAGUUGAUGUAAUAUGGACUGCAAAGAAACUGCAUGCCAUUGUGUGUAGGGAGAAUCUUUAGUAUAUCUUAAUUUGCCUCCUCAUUUUGGAGUUCCAAUUUUGAUGGCAUAGACUGUUGGAUAAAGUAAAUGCUAAUUUCAACAUUGUAAAUUCUUUUCUAAAUAAAAAAAAAAUGUAUAUUGAUCUCAUCAAACCUCCUUAAGUUUUAUCAGGAUGAAUAAUUGCAAAAUCUUUGUCAUUGUUCAACUUUAUAAUAAGUUUCUAAAAGGUUAUGAUACCGUGGAAUUAAGAAGGUGCAUCCUACAUGGUUAAGAGA
Molecule: messenger RNA, 3712 nt
Organism: Cicer arietinum (chickpea)
Lineage: Eukaryota; Viridiplantae; Streptophyta; Magnoliopsida; Fabales; Fabaceae
Product: putative E3 ubiquitin-protein ligase LIN
Biological process (GO): protein ubiquitination
Molecular function (GO): ubiquitin-protein transferase activity
Source: RefSeq, a predicted model, not a curated record